AUGGCCACUCCAGUUGCCUCCGCAUCACAACCUGCUGCUCCUCUCGCUCAGCCCAAGAAACAGAAAAAGGAAAAAGCGGCCGGGGAUUCAGGAUUUCCUUUGGAACUUCAACCACCACCCGAUUUCUUCGACCACCGUAUCAAGCUUUUCGAGCAGCUGAAGGCCGAAUACGACGACGAGGUGAAAUCCAAACCUCGGGAAGAAAUCACCAUCACCUUGCCCGAUGGUGCUCAACGGAAAGGAACUAGUUGGGAGACGAGCCCAAUGGACAUCGCAAAAGAAAUCAACAAGAGUUUGUCUGAGAGGGUUGUCAUUGCCAAGGUAGACGGCAUACUGUAUGAUCUUGAACGUCCGCUGGAGAAGAGUUGCAAACUUGAGCUGUUAGACUUUGAGAACGAGGAAGGCAAGAAAGUCUUCUGGCACUCCUCCGCUCACGUCCUCGGAGAAGCUACAGAACGACAUUACGGUUGCCAUUUGUGCUUGGGUCCCCCUACCGACGAUGGUUUCUUCUACGAGAUGGGCAUUCAAGAUCGUCCAGUCUCCAAUACCGACUAUCCUGCUCUUGAGAAGGUGUCCGAAAUGGCGAUCAAGGAGAAACAAAAGUUUGAACGCCUGGUCGUUUCGAAAGAGAAUUUAUUGAAGAUGUUUCACUACAAUAAAUACAAGCAAUACCUCAUUAACACCAAAGUCCCUGAUGGCACCUCUACUACCGUUUACCGUUGUGGCCCUAUGAUUGAUCUCUGUGUCGGCCCCCAUAUUCCGCACACCGGUAAAAUUAAGGCUUUUAUGAUCACCAAGAACUCUGCAUCGUACUUCCUUGGAGAUGCCAACAACGAUUCUCUGCAAAGAAUCUAUGGUAUCUCCUUCCCCGAUAAGAAGCAGUUGACUGAGUAUAAGACCUUCCUUGCGGAAGCUGCAAAGCGCGACCACCGGAAAAUUGGGAAAGAACAAGAAUUAUUCUUUUUCAACGAUCUCAGUCCUGGAAGUUGUUUCUUCCUCCCGCACGGCACCCGGAUCUAUAACUCGUUGGUCGAACUUUUACGGCUGGAAUAUAGCAAACGCGGAUACCAAGAGGUCAUUUCACCAAAUAUGUACAACAGUAAGCUCUGGGAGACGUCAGGUCAUUGGCAGAACUACAAAGAUGGCAUGUUCACUCUCGACAUCGAGAAGGAGAAAUGGGGUUUGAAGCCCAUGAACUGCCCUGGGCACUGUCUCAUUUUCGACUCGAGAGAUCGAAGUUACAAAGAGCUGCCUAUCAGAAUGGCGGAGUUCGGUAUUAUUCAUCGAAACGAAGCCAGUGGCGCUUUGACUGGGUUGACGAGAGUGAGAAGAUUCAUGCAGGACGAUACCCAUGUCUUUUGUAUGCCGUCGCAGAUUGAAGACGAAAUCAACGCGCUAUUCGACUUCAUGCAACACAUCUAUGGAAUGUUUGGCUUUGAAUUCCAUCUUGAAUUGUCUACUCGCCCUGAGAACUAUCUUGGUGCCAUCGAAACGUGGAAUUUUGCUGAAGAGCAACUCACCAAGGCCCUCGAUAAACAAUACCCAGGUCAAUGGGCAAUCAACCCCGGCGAUGGAGCGUUCUAUGGUCCCAAGAUCGACAUCACCAUUAGUGACGCCCUUCGUCGAUCUUUCCAGUGUGCUACUAUCCAAUUAGACUUCCAGCUUCCAGAACGAUUCAACUUGAAAUACCGGUCUGCAGAAGAUUUUGGGAGCUCUGAAAAGCCGGCCUCAAGGCCCGUCAUCAUCCAUCGGGCGAUCUUGGGUAGUUUGGAAAGGUUCAUUGCGAUUAUCACGGAGCAUUUUGCUGGAAAAUGGCCAUUUUGGAUUUCCCCUCGUCAGGUUGUUGUCAUUCCCGUUGCUGCGCCCUACAAAGAAUAUGCUACAGAAAUCACCGAUCGUCUGAACUCUCUUGGACUUUAUGCAGAUGUUGACAACAGUGACAACACACUUCCUAAAAAGAUCCGUAACGGCGAAAUAGCACAGUACAACUUUAUCUUAGUUGUUGGUCAAGAGGAGCUCGAUGCCCGAGCAGUGAAUGUUCGAAACCGAGACGACAUUGGCACGAAGAAUAAGGGGGAGAUGAUCCCUCUCGAUACCGUUGUAGAGAAGUUUGUGGAAUUGAAGAGUUCGAAGCGGUUGAAGAAUCAGUUCGCUUGA
Lentinula edodes (shiitake mushroom) is the source of this 2157-nucleotide messenger RNA. Its product is annotated as tars protein. Gene Ontology annotation, biological process: threonyl-tRNA aminoacylation. Gene Ontology annotation, molecular function: ATP binding; threonine-tRNA ligase activity. Gene Ontology annotation, cellular component: cytoplasm. The transcript is spliced from 13 exons. Bases 1 to 2157 code for a protein of 718 amino acids. The record is from RefSeq and is a predicted model, not a curated record. NCBI's taxonomy places the organism in Eukaryota, Fungi, Basidiomycota, Agaricomycetes, Agaricales, Omphalotaceae.